AUGACGGACGUGCAGAUGGGGGAGACAGAGACCUUCGCGUUCCAGGCGGAGAUCAACCAGUUGCUGAGUCUCAUCAUCAACACCUUCUACUCCAACAAGGAGAUCUUCCUGUGCGAGCUGAUUAGCAAUGCCUCAGAUGCACUCGAUAAAAUCCGGUUCGAGGGUCUCACCGACAAGAGCAAGCUGGACGCCCAGCCGAAGCUCUUCAUCCGCCUCGUGCCUGACAAGGCGAACAAGACGCUUUCCAUCAUUGACAGCGGUAUCGACAUGACCAAAGCUGGUAAUUUCUCAUCUCCGCACCUUGUUGGGAUGACGCCGCCGUCCCGACGAACGCUCAAGCCCGUAGGCGACAUUAGCCUCGUGAUGUUCGGAGCGCAGCUGUCGACAGAAGAGGCGGAGAGCUUGAGCAAGAGGUAA
Zingiber officinale is the source of this 417-nucleotide messenger RNA. Its product is annotated as heat shock protein 83-like. The transcript is spliced from 4 exons. NCBI's taxonomy places the organism in Eukaryota, Viridiplantae, Streptophyta, Magnoliopsida, Zingiberales, Zingiberaceae. Gene Ontology annotation, molecular function: ATP hydrolysis activity; ATP binding; ATP-dependent protein folding chaperone. Bases 1 to 417 code for a protein of 138 amino acids. Gene Ontology annotation, biological process: protein folding; cellular response to heat; protein stabilization. Gene Ontology annotation, cellular component: plasma membrane; protein-containing complex; perinuclear region of cytoplasm. The record is from RefSeq and is a predicted model, not a curated record.